AUCAUUAGUUUAGUCUACGGAGAGAACUCAAACGAUUUGUAGCGUGUGUGAGACGUUCUUCGCGACUGUUCGACUCGUUUCAAAGUGUCUGCGGUGUUGACUGGGAAGAAAUUUCCUAUCAUAAAAAGUUGUAGUGUUUCAGUGUUUUUGCGGAUUUGACGGAUAUUCUUUUUGAAUGACUAGGAUCAGCAGCAUCCAGCAUCCGUUCACAGGACGACCAAAUUACGACGAACUACAUCGCCGAAACUGAAACCGAGAGCGCGGUGUUUUUUGUGUUUCUGUGUGUGUAACAACCUGCCAUUGUGUGAGUGGCCAAACGUGCGGUGUAUUUUCUGCAAGCUAUUAUUGUGACAACCAACCAAGCCUCCCUUCCACUUCUUCGGUGUCCCGACACACAGGUCACGUGAAAGUUCAUCUGUGCGGAAAUUCGGGAGCCAUAAAAUCCUGUAGCGUGGCCACGGUGGAAGUUUUGCGGUGGUUACAAUAGUUUUGAAGUUCAUUAACCAACCAAAGCCGAGGCUCGAAGGCAGAAAAGUGUGCGUGGGUGAAAAUCAUAAUAAUAAUAAUACCGAAAGAAAGGGGUAAUGUCAAGUUGAUGGGGUGUCACACGAUGAGUGAGAUGAAAGGAGCUCAACAAUGUCAGUGUCAAUGAAAAGCCCAUCGUGUCGGAUUCUGAUAUCGCUUUGAUCGAUCGAAAGGAUUGUGCGGUGUGCGACGCAGUUUUCCUGUGCUCUUGAUAUAGUUUUUUUUUCAUCUUCCGUUCGUUCGUUCGUCUGUGUAUGUUUUUGCUGCUCCGUUUGCAGUCUCUGGUGUAGUCAAGGUUGAUUACGUUUUUUUUGUUGUUGUUGCCAUUGUGUCAGACUGGCAGAUCGCAGGCAGUAGCAGGAGGACAGCAGAGAAAAAAACGGAAUAUUAAUCCUGCGGCUGGUUGUUUUGCUGCAGUUGAAGCCCCGGCAGGCAGGCAGGCAGGCGGUGUUUUGCUCUAUCGGCAAGGACAGGAAACACACACGCACACACCAACGGAGGAUCAUCUUCGCCCCCCGCACAUCCGGCAUCACCCUGGAACGCUUGUAGCUGGCGGCGGGGGCUGGGUGGCAUUUUGCGUGCGCGGCCGACAGACCUAGGUCAUGGAUCACGCGGUUCACGCGGCCCGAGGAAGACCAUGGAACAAACUGCGCUUCGAAAACAACGAGCUGGAAUGUCUGUACCAGCGGUACACCCUCAAGCUGCAACGGUUCUCCGUGACCGGAGUGGUCGCCCUGGUGGUGGUCCUGUGCGGUGUCAUGGCCGGGCUCAGCCUUGGCUACAAUCAGGCACCGACGUUGCAUAAUGUUUUCAACUCCUUCAUGAGCCUGCUGUUUGCCGUCAUUCUGGCGCUGCUUCAGUUCCGGCUGAUCCGGGAUUCCCAUCUGCCCUAUCUCUGCUACGGGAUACUGUUCUUUACGGCGGCCUUCUGUUUCAUCUCGAUGCCAACGGUGGGAAUUGUUUUCCCGGUGGAUACCCGGGAGGUGAUGGCCGAAGGCGUCUGGCAGAUUGUGUUUGUGGUUUUUCUCGCCUACGCCAUGAUGCCGCUGCAGAUCUGGGAGGCGGUUCUGUUCGGGAUCAUUUUGCCGGCUAUUCACGUCGGACUGACCGGGUACAACAUCUACAAUGGGAACUUUCAGUACCUGGCGUAUCAACAGCUGGCCGCUAACAUUGUUAUCUUCGUCGGGGUCAACGUGGCCGGACUGGUGGUGAACGUGAUGAUGGAACGUGCCCAGCGGCGGGCCUUCCUCGAUACCCGGAACUGCAUCGCGGCCCGGCUCGAGAUGGAGGAUGAAAACGAAAAGCUGGAACGGCUGUUGCUGUCGGUGCUGCCGCAGCACGUCGCCAUGGAAAUGAAGAACGAUAUUCUUUCGCCGGUCGAAGGUCAGUUCCACAAGAUCUACAUCCAGAAGCACGAAAACGUUAGCAUACUGUUCGCGGACAUCGUCGGUUUUACGGUGCUGGCAUCGCAGUGCAGUGCCCAGGAGCUGGUGCGACUGCUGAACGAACUUUUCGGACGGUUCGAUCAGCUGGCACACGACAACCAUUGCUUGCGGAUUAAGAUUCUGGGCGAUUGUUAUUACUGCGUUUCGGGGAUUCCGGAACCGAGAGCCGACCACGCCCGGUGUGCGGUGGAAAUGGGUCUGGAUAUGAUCGAUGCCAUCGCUUCGGUGGUGGAACAGACGGACGUCAUUCUGAACAUGCGAGUUGGCAUCCAUUCCGGUCGGGUGCUGUGUGGAGUGCUGGGAUUACGGAAGUGGCAGUUCGAUGUGUGGUCCAACGAUGUUACGCUGGCCAAUCACAUGGAAAGCGGUGGAGAACCGGGACGGGUUCAUGUGACCCGUGCAACGCUGGAUGCUCUCGGUGGAGAGUACGAGGUCGAGGCCGGUCACGGAGAUACGAGAGAUUCCUAUCUGCGGGAUAAUCAAAUCGAUACCUAUUUCAUUGUGCCACCUGCUCACAGAAGAAAGCCCCUGAUGCUCAACACCCUGGGCGUUCGGUCGGCCCUGGGGGCGGCUAACCGGCGCAAGCUGUCCUUCCGGAACGUAUCGAACGUGGUGGUUCAGUUGCUGCAUACCAUCAAGUACUCGGUGCCGGUGCCGUUCUCGCACAUGGCAACCGGCGGAUCACCGUAUCCGGGCGGAACUGGACCGGGCGGUGGGAGUGCCGCCGCCGGCGGUGGAAUGUUUCUCGACAAAAAUGCUCGCAAGAACAAGGUGACGGAUAAGUUCAAGCGACCGUUCAAGAAACGUCACUCCAGCGUGUACCACCAGCCGUCGAAUCGGGUCAACAAGUUCCUGUCCCAGGCGAUCGAGGCCCGCAGUGUCGACCGGGAAAAGUCCGUUCACGUCAAGCGGAUUUCGCUGCAGUUCCGCGAGAAGGAAAAGGAACGGCAGUACCAUCAGGAUUUCGAUCUCGGCUUCACGACCGCCAUGGGUUGCAGUUUGCUGCUGUUGAUCCUCAGUGCUGGACUACAGAUCUCUGCUUUACCACGUACAUUAAUACUGCUGCUCCUGUUUUUGACAGCUUUCGUAUGGAUAAGCUCAAUCCUGAUGCUUUUGCUGGCCGUUCGACUGAAGUGGAUCUUUUGGGAUCUAUCACAGAGUUUCUCGCUUAGGCUGGCCAUUACCGUGUUCACGAUCGUGCUACUUUACUCGGUCGGUCAGGUCAAUGUGUUUACCUGUCUGUCGGACCAUCCGUGCACGACCAAUUUUACUACCAAAGCCGGAGCGGAUUUACCACUGAAGGCAAAUGGCAACCUUCAUCAGGCAUCCUCCGCUGUACUGGCCUCUCACGAGACGAGUCUACCUUUUGCGGGGAGUGAAACGCACGGUCCACCUCCGGAAGCAGCCAUCAUGAAUAACUAUGCCCACCGGAAGUGUGCUUUACCGCAGUACAUUGCCCUAUCGGCAGCCUUCUCCUUCCUAACGGUGUCCAUUUUCCUAAGAUUACCGAUCAUGGUCAAGACAUUCCUGAUCACCCUGAUGGGUGUGAUGUACUGUCUGUUCAUCGAACUGUCGCACACCAACAUCUUCGACUGUUACGAUCAGCGGGUCGAGUCGGCGAUUCCCCUGCACACGAUCUCGCUGGCGAGGAUCGUCAUCUUCAUGAUCGCCAUAUUGGCUCACGGACGGCAAGUGGAAUGGACGGCCCGGUUGGACUUUUUGUGGCAACUGCAAGCAUCACAGGAGAAAAAGGAAAUGUCCGUACUGCAACAGUCGAACCGACGGAUUCUGUACAAUCUGCUGCCGUCGCAUGUGGCGGCACACUUUUUGGAUAAUCAGUUCAGUCGGAAUAAUAUGGGAACACUCGGUACCAAUCAGGAUCUGUAUCAUCAGAGCUACGGUAAGGUCGGGGUGAUAUUUGCCAGUGUUCCAAACUUCCAUGAGUUUUAUACCGAGUUGGAUGGGUCGAAUCAGGGUGUGGAAUGUCUGCGGUUGCUAAACGAAAUCAUCGCCGACUUUGACGAGUUGCUGUGUGAGGAUCGAUUUCAGGCGAUCGAUAAAAUCAAAACCGUUGGCAGUACCUAUAUGGCGGCUGUCGGAUUGAUUCCGGAGUUUAAAAUGCUGCCCAACGAUCAGGGAUCGACGCGGAAAUUGAUGACGGCGUUGAUCGAUUUUGUUAAGGCGAUGCGAAUAACGUUGAAGAAUAUCAAUGAAAAUUCUUAUAAUAAUUUUAUGCUACGGGUUGGAGUCAACGUGGGACCGGUGGUGGCCGGAGUGAUUGGGGCUCGUAAGCCUCAGUAUGAUAUUUGGGGGAAUACGGUUAAUGUGGCCAGUCGAAUGGAUUCAACGGGGAUCCCGGGGUACACACAGGUGACACAGGAAGUGAUUGACAGUCUGCAGGGAAGUCAUUUCGAGUUCCGGUGUCGAGGUCAAAUCAAAGUGAAGGGUAAGGGAGAUAUGGUGACGUACUUUUUGUGUGAACAGAAUGAAAAUGCUUUGAAUGGUGGAGGAGGAGGAGCAGGUGGUGUUGGAGGAACCGGAGGUGGUGCUAACGGGACAACAAACCGGGAACGACAGACACCAGUUCCGAACAUAAUUUCCAACUAUCAAACCGACAACUUUCAUCAUUUGAACAUCAAUCAUGCGAGUGCGAGUCAACAGGGAUGCUACCAGGGACAGGCAGCACCGGUUCUUCAACCGCAAAGUUACUACAUGAAACGGUCCGAUAUGGACAGUGGAAGUGUGAAGAACACCACCAAAUGGCAAACCGGAAACGAUAGUUCGUAUUCGAAAAAGGAAAGCUAUAAUUUUUUGGAAAGUCCAAAUUUACUGAAUCAGCAACCUCCGAUUGGGCAGCAGCACCAUUAUCAACAGCAACAACAACUGCAACAGCAGGCCCAUCUGAAAGUUGCCUUCAAGCAUAACAACAUCAACAAUAAUAACCUAAUCAGUUCCGGUUACCACCACGGGAAUCAGAUUAAUCAACCGAAUAGCACCAACAAUAAUUACAACAAACGGAAUGAAUAUUUUUAUAGCAACAAUCCAACAGGUGGUGGGCAGCACCAACCGAGUUACAAUAUCCGUGAAAAUUUCAACAUCAUCGAAAACCCGAACGUCAAGGAUGUGGACGAAAACAAUCUGAAUAAGAUGAAUCAUCAUAAUGGGCACAAGGUACGGAACAGCAAAAACCAUCACCACCAUCAUCAUCACCACCGACACGAAGCACCGAUGGCACCCGGUAGCACCAAUCACAUAUCGAACAACCGUAGCGGUGCCUACGUGACUGCAUCGGAAAACGAACCGCUUCUAGGAUCCGGAAUGGUUGGAAAUGCAAUCAUCAAACCGAUCCAACAGAUCCAACAAAUCCCUAAGUACGAACCGCCACGUUAUGCGACCGGCAGUGCCGCAUUUCCCCAUCAUCAGACUAACAGCAACACCAACUACAACUUCCCGGUAGCUCCCAGUUACCAACAGGUAACGCAACCUGCCCAUAUGCAAAUAAAUGCCCGUCAGCACCAGCUUUAUCAACAACAGCAGCAACAAUUGCUGAAACAAUACAUCAAACCCCUGCCGAAGUUACCGCACGAGUUUGACGAAUCUCGUGAAAUGUCCUCCACGGAUGAUCUCAGUUCCCGACCGCGGUCGCCUUCGGUAAGUUCUUCGGAUGAAAGUUACUCGAAAACUACCGAAGGUGAAGACCUGGACGGUCAUUCUCCGCUUCCGCCACAUCAUCAACCGACUUACAUGAACAAUUUCAACAACCCGCUCCAGUAUCUGUACCCGGGGGACAUUCAGGUGGACCCGGGUAGCUCCCCUCCCAAAAUAAGUCCGAUUGAUUUCGCCAACAUGAAAGACUUCGAGGUUACCACGACGGCCGAAACGAAAUCGUCCGCCGUACCGAACAAGGGUGAAUCGUGCAACAGUUUCGAGUACCAUGACAAAGUCGGAGGUCCGGCACCGCCACCGCUCUUCCCGAAAUCACCGUUCGAACGGGAACUACAGCGACGAUUGGCGGAAUCACAAUCGCGGCCGAUGCUAGCCGGCAAUAACAAUUUGGACCAUCAGCACCAACAGCAGCAACAGGACCAGCAGUUGCAGCAGCACCAUCCGCCGGUACGAAGAGAAUCCUGCGAGAAAGUAAAGAAUGCUAACAAUAUGAUGUUAGCCAAACAUCCCGGAACGCUGGAAGCCAUCAAGGAAGCAACCCGGAACAAGAAUCCAAGCGAAUCGAGCCAUAUGCAAACCUCCGACACCGAAUCGUGUGAGAUCAUCCACGAUUACCGGCAGUCAGCGCAAACACGGGGUUCUUCGAUGGACAGCAACAACCAGCAGCAGCAGCACCAUCUGCAUCAUAACCAUCAUCACAACAGCAGUCACCACGGUCAGCACGGAGGUCAUCACCAGCAGCUACAGCAGUUAACGCAUUCGCCUCGGCUGCACAAACGCCAUAACCAUAACCAUCAUCAUCAACAUCAGCAGCAACAACCACCAAAGUACAGUGCGACUAAGAAAUCCUCUAACGAAACUUCGUCCAACAUCGAAGCGGAUGAAGAUUUACGACUGUCGAAUGAGGCAAUCUAUCGGGGCCGAGGGCGGGAUUCCGACGAUAUGUUGGAUGACGAUCAACCCGAUGAGGACGAUGUGGAUGAAGAGGAAGAAUCCGAAGAUGAUGACGAUGACGACGAGGAAGAGGAGCAAGACGACGAAAAUGCUCGCCAGAGAAGGCUUGGCGCGGCAAUCGCUGCUGAACGAAGGCGGAGUAAUUCGGAUGCUACGCGAAACUACAUUUCCGAUGAGCUGAAGUACGGGGCUGGCCAUAACCGGACCGAACGGGAGCGAGAUCUGAGCCAUCACAGUCACAGCCACAGUCAUCACAACAACAGUCACAGUUCCCAUCACAAUCAUCAAUCCUUGGACUCGAAUCAGGUUGAAAGCCAGUCGGAGUGGAGUGAUGACGAGUGUCGGGAGGAAGCGACCGGUGGUGCCGAGAGCACCGGCUACAUCACGGACGAACCCGGCUUGGAGAACAUAUCGCUGCUGAACGAGGCCGGCCUGACGGAUGCCGAAGGGGCCCUGUCGGAUGUGAACUCGCUGUACAACGCACCGGACGUGGAUGAUACGUCCGUAUCGUCCCGUGCCAGCAGCCGGCUGUUGAGUUUGGACUCGCUCAGUGGACUGUACGACUGUGAUCUGGACUCGAAGCACGAGAUGGCCAUCGUGAGCGUGUCGCACAAGAUUAGUAGUAAGUUUGGACCUUCGUCCGGUUGCAGUACCACUCCGCCGGCAUCGACGACCACACCGACCGUAUCGACUUCGGCUGCUGCUGCUUCUGGUGCUGUAGGUGCUGCGGCAGUAACCAGUGCUACGGCCACCAACUCGGCUUCAACGGGUUGAUUGAAAGAUUUUAAAUAGAGACACUGAAGUCGACAGCCACAAAACACAACUCACAUGCAACCUUAAAAGGUAGAUAGUAUUUGCAGAUUGUUGCUGCGCAGAAGAUGGUAAUUAUGUAAAUUAGUAACUUAUUCUUAUUUGAUAGUGGGGGGGAAGGUCGAAAGUCGAAAGUCUAAUACAAAGCAGUGGCAUUUCAUUUCUCGCUUGUGCUAUAAUAGAGAAUAUGCAUUUGUAACGUUAUUUUAUGGUAAACGUGAGGAACUCAAAACUAUCGAUUAAUUUGUUGGCUAUUUAUACUAGCGAGUGCUGUUGUGAUAAGACAGAAGUAGUUUUGGUGCAUAUUUGUACUGUUUACGUUUGUUUCUUGCGGCAAUAAUCAAAGGACAAAUUUACCCUCGUUUUCAACGGGGAACAUUUCGACUAGGUACUGAAUUGGUUACAUGAAUGCUCGAAUAGUCACCCACAGUCGUGUUUUCUGUAUUGAAGAGAUUGAAUUUGAAGCUGCUGAGGGAUGUGCUGAGCUCAUAUAUUAUAGUUUAAACAGGAUUCUGUAGAUGAAAAAGAUUUCCAUUCCGAACAAAAAAGACGAACGCGAACACAAUUCCGAAGCAUGUUCGCGUAAUACUGAUGCAGAUUCGGUUGAACUUUUGGUGCCGGUUGGUAACUGUUGACGAAGCCUAGAACCAUUAUUAUAGAAAACAGACUGAUUACCCGACAAUGGACUGAAGUCAGUUAUUAACGGUAAAAAAACAAACCUGUUUUGUCGGUUACGUUACUUAUACCAUUAUAUCUCUGGAACCAAAAUUCACAGUCUUUUGGAUUUUCGAACCUGAUCAAUACUAGCCUUCAAACGAGUCUAGACUUGUUUCCGAGAAAACUGUGCGGAAAAAAAAUCUUCGAAAGAAGCAUACACGUAAAUACAUACACAGCCAUUUACCGAUCUCGUCGGGCAGAGUCGAACACUACGGGUCUCCGAGGCUCCGUUCGAAAUCCAGAGCUUUCCUGCAUUACCUUUCUAUAGAGAAAGUUAAGUACGAAAAAUGAUGGAACUGUGUAUUGAUUUUCGCCUGUUUUGGAGGUAGGACUACGUCUUUCUUUUCUAUACUCACCUGGGUGCAUCUUCACGUACAAAGAAAGCCCUUCACAAAGAUGCUUCUGUAUUGAAUCAAUCCGCAUUGUAAGCAGUUCUGCUGCAGGGCGGAAGAGAAAAUUGCAAGCACUUCCCUGGCCUUCUGCGGUAGUAGGAAACGGACGUUUGGAAUCUGCUAUGAUCAUCAUUCGCACCGUUGGAUUUGUUUGGUGCAGAGCUAAUAAAAGUUAUUUUCAUUGAUCCAAAAUAGACGUAAAAGACAAGAAGCUAAUGUCAUUCUCAGCUUCGCUUGCAAACUAUGAGAAAGAAAUACAUGUGCAGACAACGACAUAAGAGGAAAAGUAAUUUCAAAAUUGUGUUCUUUCUUUUCCAUGUGUCCUUUCAGUCUUUUUCGGUUUUCAGUCCCAUCGCAAACUGUGCAGUAUUCAACCGUAGCUUUGAGAAUCGAUAAUGACAGGAAACGAUUCACAAUGAUUUUUACCUGUUGGUACUCGAAUCUAAUUACUUCUAUUUAUCAUAUUUUAACACGCUUUAUAGCCAAGCGUCGCUGAUUUUCAAUACAUCGAUGAAAGAAUGAGAAUCGGAAUUCUGCUGAUGCUCCCUGCAGACGUUAGUUUGGUUUCGUUUUGUCAUAAAGGAAAGAGUGACGUUGGCAAUUAUACUCUCUCUUUUUUCAAUGAGAAACGAAAAUGCUUCGUCUCUCUUCGUUUGGUUUGGAUACGGUCACUUACGAAUGAGACAACAAAAUAACGAAUGUUGACUAUGUUGGAUUAAUUUCUUUCAUUGAGAAUGCGUGAAAACUUUAAGCUCUGGUUCGCAGUACGAGUUUCGCUUGAGAACGAUUACAUGGUCAUUCCAUUGCUGAUUCUUUGCAUUUUAGUAAAAUGCACCGAAAAGUGAACGACACCGGAAAAAAAUCAAUUAAUCAACCCUUCUGAAGGCUAUAAAAUUUUCCCAAUGAGCUAUUCUUCCAUUGAAACAUGUUUGCAAAUCAAAAGUAAAAUUACUAGUUUAGUGCAAAUCCACCACAACAUUAUCAAUUUAGUGCACCGUUCGCCAUUCAAACUUCGCAUCAAACAAAUGCAAAUAAAUCCAACAUUCAGCUGAUUUGCAUUCAAGAAAAAAGGAACCGAACAGUGUUAAAUAUCGAAAAAAAUUCUAUAACUCAGCACUUCUAAGGGCCAGAAAUAAAUUCCAAGUAACAUUAAGACAGUUUCUUAAGCUGAAAAAUGAACUAAUCAAACUCAAAAUUCUAUAUGUUGUUAUUUUUGUAGACGUUAGGACCGCCCAAUUUGACAAAAUGUACAAGUGAAAUCACGUCACAAAAAUUGCUUCAGCAUCGAAUUAAUCCGCACUGUAAGCAAUUCAGAAAAAGUGAAGCAUUUAGCGCUAGCGAAAAACGAACGACUUUGAUCUACUUUGUUCAUGGUUUCCCAGCGUUGGAUAUGUUGGAAGUACACCGUUCGCAGUGCGGCUAUCGCUUCAAACAGGGGCGGAACAUAAAUCGAAGUAUUUCUAAGAACUAUAAUUGAGAGUGCUACAAUCCGCAAUCACGGUCAAAUCAUUUAGCUCCUGGUCAGUGUUUCCACACCAAAUGAAGCAAAGACGUUCAACUUCAUGAGUGCCACGACUCGGUGCGGAACGUUAGCGCUGUAGGCACACAAGCAGGUAGCAGAUUUACUUUGUGCGUCGUUCACCUGACGAGAGGCAACCAACCGAUUUGUUCGGAAAUUUGCUCGCGAAAAUAAUUGUCAACUGUGUCAAAUGUCGAAGAACUGUUUACCUUCGGUUCUUUUCAGAAGCUAAAGCAUUUUACAAAGAACUAAGGAGAUUUUACUUAGCGAUUUGCUUCUUGUCGACAGUAGUACUACGUUAAUCUCGCGGUUAUGUCACUGAAAUUAUGAUCAUUGCUCGAUUAUUGCGCUUUGUAGGGUUUCAACAAGUUCAAAAAAUGUACACGGAACCACCCGCGAUCCCAUUUCAACCAGAAUAUUAGUUGAUUUUCUGAAUUCGGUUAAAAUUUGGUACAACUAAUCGAUUGUUGUUUUAACUAAACUGUCAUUUUUGAUUUUCGAUUAGCAGAAACGAUGGUUGAAACAACUAAUUUAACUGUUUGAAAAAAAAAAUGCUGUCAAUUAGUGAGGACACAUACCUUUCAAUUUCAACAUAUAUUUUAGUUGAAAUAACUGGUGUUGUUAUUGAAACAAAAUUCUGUUAGUUGAAAAAUAAAUCGGUUUUAUUUGUUUUAGACAUUGCAAAUAGUUGAAUCAAUUCGAACAAUGUUAUUGAUUUGCGAAAAUUUUAGUCAAUUUAUAUGAGCUUGGGUGCAUCAACCGCUGGGAAUUGGAAUUUUGCGACGGCAAUUCAAACGCGCCAUUCAAUCGCAGCGCGUUCUGUGUGUUUGAAACCCUUCGCUCUUGUUACUUUCAUAAAUUAAAUUCAUGUCAAAAAGCGUUUUAUUGCUAAUGCAUGAAUAUCAUCAUCGGUAUCAAACAGCUGGAAGUAAAACAGUCUGCUGGAAGUAAACCAAUGAUCGAAUUUGAAGCACAAAAUUUUUGCGCAUACCUGAAAGAUUACGAGAUGAUGAUUAACAUUUUCUAAUUUGUCACCAAAUCUUUUUCAUCUUAAACAAGGUUAACUUUAUCACAACACCUCUGUUAGCUAAACACUUGUUAUCAUAAAUUUCUCAAAUUGAACACAAUUUCACCAAACGCUUCAACCAUCGAUGUUGUUUUCAUUGACAUUUUAAAACGACGCGAACAGAUUUCAACUAAAAAAGUUGUUGAUUUUGCAUUGCAAUUAUUGUUUUGCUUUCAACUGUCUCCGGCAUUUGACAGCAUUCAAAACAACAUAUUUUUCAACUCCUUGAAUAUAUGCAAAUCAAAAACCAUAUUGGAUUAAUCAAAAAUAAAUUAGUUAAAUCAACUAUAGCAGAAAUCAAAAACUGCGAUAUCGCAAUUUUAUGACCGAAGGAUAUUCCGUGUAGUUUUGAAAUUUUGUUGCACUAACCUCUAACCCGCGCUAUGCCAGGUCCAUAGAGUCCACCUUCCUCUUUCUCCAAGAACACCUUUUUGACGGAUCAUCCUUUCCUCCGAGUUAGCCUAGCCUCCUUUGAGACAGUAGAGUGCGCUACUUCAACCUUACGUACGCGCACUUUAUCUCGUGCGUCCGCCAUUCUGUUUGCCUGCGGUCCGAUUCUGAUCUCCAACACAUCCAUGACUUCCAGUAAUGGUGAGUAGUCUUCGUUGAAGACACACGCACUCAAAAAACCGCAACUAGCACGAUUGUUUUCGCCGAACGAAAACGCCUUGGAUUAUCAUCGCAACUCGUAUCUUGGCUGAACUCAUAUCUGUUCGAUAAGAAAUUACGCGUGAAAAUAGACCACAGCACAUCAUUCGAGAUUUCCAUUAAAUCGGGUGUCCCACAGGGUAGGAUUUUAGGACCUUUGCUAUUCGUAUUAUUCUUCAACGAUGUGGUGUUGCUUUUGGGAGCUGGAUGUAAAUUAGUCUACGCAGAUGAUUUAAAACUGCAUCUCGUUGUUCGUAGUUUAGAUGAUUGCCGGCGACUAUAAUGUCUGCUAACAUUGUUCACCAAACAAACUCAUCAUAAAUGUAGCCAAGUGCCAAGUUAUUACAUUUCAUCGGAUUUUAUCUCCAGUCAUAUUUGACUGUAACAUUGACGGUACAAUUAUCUUUAGACUGGAUCAAGUGUGUGAUAUAUUGGUUCGGUGUUCGUCGGUCACAAAUCGUUCCGAAAGCUACACGCCAAUUGGAUUUCAUCGAUAAGGUUGCAAGGGACUUUAAAGACCCGCUUUAAAGAUCUGAAGGCUUUUUUUUUGCUCACUCAUCCGCCCAAUUCUCGAGAACACGUCGAUAAUCUGCUUCAGCACAGAUUCCAUAGAACUGGAACUGGAACUUUUCUGUAAGACUCAAGCGAUCAGCAAAAAUUUGACUAUAGAUAAUUUGCUAUAAGUUGUGUGUACUUUGUUUAGAACACACUUCUUCCUGUAGAUCCGGAAUACCGUUUUUUGGGCCUAUUGUUUGUGAAAGUCGGUAUAUCCGAUGUGAGUUUACGUGGUCUUCAACUUACGAGACUUGUAAACUAGAGGAAUGAAUUUACUAGCUUUGAAAAGUUAGAUCAUCUUUACAUCUUUUUCUGUGAAGGCUUACUCUCAAACUUGCAGUUUUUCAUCUCAUCACCCUGUAAUUCCGGAACCGAAAGUCAGAUCCAUAUUGCAUAGCCUUUCAAUAUGAAAAAGGCAAAAAAGCAAAGCCGUCGUAUUGCAUCCCUUCGGAGGAACUUGACCUUCUGUUUCAAUCGAACCUUUGCAUGAUUACCCCUACUGACACUAAGAAUCCUUCUAGGUCGCGGCUCGAACGUACGACAACUGGCUUGUAAGACCAGUGCCUAAAAACAACCCACCCGGGCUCAUAAACUUUCUUGCAUAAACUUAAAUACACAGGGGAAAAAAUUGAACUAGCUUAAAACGAAUUUGAACUUUGAUGAAUGCCUUUCCUUUGUUCACUGGCUAAUGAAAUGAGCAAAACAUUUCUUCCGACGGUUCAUUGACGAUAUCAAAAUCCAACAGCUCUGGGUUUCCAACUUACGAUUUUGAGUUCUACAACGACAUCUGCUAUAAAUGCUACCGAUUGAUAAUAUGCCGCUCAUGCAAAUGUUUCAGAACCGGUCGAUUUAGCCAACUUUUCGAUUCACGGCUGCCAUCAAACACAGGGUGUCCCAUGAAAAAUUUCGAAUCUAAAAAUGCAAUAAUAAAAAGUAGGGUGGGUAAUGUCGGAGACAUAACUGGGAGUCGUGAAUACGAAUAAAACUGACGUUCUUCUAUUCACACAUUCGUUCGUUAGUUCCGAAGCCUGGGACUGCAAUAUGCAAUAUUCAUGCUUGGAAUCCAGUUCUUAAGUUCUCAACAUGCUCAUAAAUUUAGUUCUAUAAUUCUGCAACUGAACUCAUUAGAAUCCAGCUUCCGAAUUUAUUGUUAAAACUCUAAAAUCUAGUUCCAGAACCCAAGUUCUGAGCUCAAUUCCAGCAUGCAAGUCUGGAAAUUAAGAUUUAAGAAUUAAAUUCUUAAACUGAAUUGAGGAAUUAAAAUAUGGUUCAGAAGUCAAUUCCAAAAUUCUGGUUCGGAAUUCAGAUCAAAAAUUUUGUUCCAGAAUCCAGAUCUAGAAUUCACAUCUUGAGUUUGUCCCGGAACUCUGUGAUUGAAUUCUUGUAUAAAAAUUCUAAAUACGGAUUCCGAACUUAAAUUAAGGCGCUAAAAUUUAGCAUUUAGUUCCAAAACUCUAGUUCCAGUUGUAAAGUUUGAACCUGUAUUCUGAAACGGAAAUUAUAUUUUGAAUCUUAAAUUCAGAAUUCAGGUGGACCAGAACUCAGCUUCUGAUUUCAAUUUCAGAAUCCAAUACAAAUGAGGAUUUACACUCCGCAGAUGGUCUGUUUUGGCUGCUGCUGUUCGAAGGUACUCAUUACGACCUCUAGUCCCGGCUGAAGCAUGAAAAGAAUUGAUCGAUUUUUGACCAAGGUUUAACAUUUAUACUCGCCCAGUUUAACAUCGGAACUAAGACUAUCUCGAAACUGUCGCCCGAGUGCGAAAAAGGCAAGCAAACGUGAUAAGUUUUCCUAAUUGUCUCUUAAAGUUUGAGAAAACUGAAUUUUUGAGUUAUUUUAGGGUUAUUUAACACUGUUGAAAAUUUAAUCAUAAAUUGCUGAUAAUAUCUCUGAUGGCAUGAAGAAAAAAUUAUGUUAUUGCGUUUAGUACAAUUCCAGAUAUUAACGAUUGAGUUCUAUCCAUUCUUUCACAGGGCGAAUUUUGAAAAGACACCUCAUAGUAAAGUGAGACCUAUUCAAGUCAAAUAAAGGAUUUCAAUGAUUAUACAUUUAUUUGAAAGGUUGAUUCAUGCAACUUUUAUGAAAAUAAUUUCAUUCAAAUGACCCCCACGACUUACUUGACAGUAGCCAAUCCGAUCCACCCAAUUUUUGAGUACAUUUUCAAUUAUUUCUGGCUUUAUGUCAUCAAAUUUCGUGAUUUAGGUCUUCAAUUGUUUCUUUUAUGCUCGGCGUCUUAUCUUUAACCGCUCCCCAAAGAAAAUAACCCAGCGAUGUCAAAUCGCAGCAUUUCGGAGGCCAAUUUACAUUACCAUUUCUGCCGAUUAUUCGAUUAGACACCCUGUAUAAUUAUGACGAAAUUCUCAGCACUGAGAAAGGAAACAUUUCACAACAUCAACUGUCAGAACAUUUCGGAUCCAACAACUAGAAGCGCUACGGUGAAAGAGCUGGCCUUUCGGUUAGUCUAUGUCCAUCGAUUUCCAUCCAUUAUUCGUCAAAUCAAAUGAAAUUUUCAACGUGGCACAAACCUUAAAAAGUAAAGCAGUAAAUUCUUCUCCUUUUCCGCCCAGUGAACGGCGAUUGAGUAACCAAUUCAAUACCUGCAUCGAAAAAAUAAAAAAUCUUGUUGACAACUCGAAUAUGCAUCACAAACGCCGCCUGCUUUGCUACUCCUGGUAGCAUCCGUUGUUUACGUUCUCUGAUUAUGCAAUAAUUCAACAUAAAUGACAACACAAUAGAAAUGGUUUCAUCUGAGUUGCUCAGUCAAAUGUAGUUAAUAAAAAUAAACCGAACAACACCCCCUUAAACUAUGUGAUAAACCAAAUAUGCACUUCAAAAUGCUGGAAUUGUACAGAUUAUCAAAAACAUGAUUUCACCUACCUGACUUGGAUUUCCUCGUAUGUGAAAAAUUCUAAAUACCUAUCCUCUUAUCAUAGCAGAAGAAAAUCUUUCAGCACAAAAACAAAAACGGAAAACCGUAGAUUAUAUCAGCACGCAAAUACAUUUAAAAAAUUCCCAUGGAAACGAUAUUAGGUGCCGCACUCUACUCAUAUAAACAAACAAACAAACAAUACAAAAAAACACAGAACACCGAGGGAAUCUUUAACUGAGGAAAAGACUUGAAAAACUGAGUGAGUGGAGAGGGUGGAAAACCAGAAAUUCAACCAACGUAAGAGCACGAGAUAAUGAUGUUAAGAGUAAUCAAACCAUUAUAGACUAGUAAGCGUAAGCGUUUUAUUUUUCUAUUAUCCGGGGCACCGCAAAUGCCUUUUGUUGAAAACAAAAUAUAUGAAAAACUAAUUACUAUUAGCUGUUUUAUAAUAGACUUUUUAGGUGUUUCAGUUCAAAUGUAUAGUAAACAAAACAAAAAAAUUAAUGCUCUCACUUUUACGAAACAAUGGAACCGAAAAUCUCUGUACAGUUUCAAACAAAAAAAUAAAAUGGUUCCAAGAUGUAAAAAAAAACAAACCAAAAGUCGCUUGCGCAAACCCACCUCUUUUCCCCUCAUCACUUUUAGGCUCAGACGACGACGAGACGAGAGUGUUGAAACAGAAAUCAUGGAGCAACAAAAAAAACAAGUAACUAUUUGUUCUAUACUUACAUAAACCGACACAAGCAAACACAAGUCACGCUUUCUAAAAGCUGUCUGUCUAUAUCUAUUUAAAAUAGGAUCUUAAUAUAUUUUUACUAAACGACUUAACUUAAAAUAAUAACGACUACAUUUAAUAAUAAUAAUUUAUAUCUGGCAAAUGAAUGAUUAAAUUUAUUGAACCUUUAUUGGAAACCCUCUGACAAACGAAGAAAGGUAAAAUGAAUGGCUUAGUCUGUAAGGAAACGAAUAACAAAUCGAAUUCAAAAUGAUCACGCAAAAAAAAGUCUAGGCGGUUUUAUCCUCACAACUCAAAACGGAUAUUUUUGGCGAGUGCGCCAACCCAAAAAGCUUACACAUCACAUCUAUCUAUCAUUCAGCAUCCUACCAAACAGGUGAUCAUGACUUAAAGAAGAUUUGCCAUUUGCUAUCAUCAACAGUGUAACAGUAACACAGUAAACAAAACAGUCAAUUGUCGUGCUUGUCACCUCAUACUUUGAAAAUCUCGUUCCGAUAUUAUGCUGUGCAAACAUUGGAUAUUACAAACAAUACAAAAAGAAAAACCCGAUCAGGAAAAGGGCUUCAUCGGCUGGAAUUGUAAGUGAAUCUUAUGGAAUUUAUUCUUAGCAAACAGCAGCAGCAGUGUAGUAGCAGCUGUAAUUGCUUCGAAGAGAAGUGUAGAGCAGAGCUGUUUCUAUAAUACAGAAAUUACAGAGAAAAAAGUGAAGAAAA
Molecule: messenger RNA, 16612 nt
Organism: Malaya genurostris
Lineage: Eukaryota; Metazoa; Arthropoda; Insecta; Diptera; Culicidae
Gene: rut
Product: Ca(2+)/calmodulin-responsive adenylate cyclase
Exons: 13
Coding region: 1128-7364 (2078 amino acids)
Biological process (GO): cAMP biosynthetic process; adenylate cyclase-activating G protein-coupled receptor signaling pathway; intracellular signal transduction
Cellular component (GO): plasma membrane
Molecular function (GO): adenylate cyclase activity
Source: RefSeq, a predicted model, not a curated record